GGCCUACAAGUGUCUUGUAAUCGCAUCAUGGGGAUACAAUCAUUUUCAGUUAAUGUUUUAUUCAAUGUUAUUAUUUUUACCUAUUACAUCAAUUUAAUUUUACAAUACUUCAUAUUAUUUAAUACUAAAUUUGAGGAUCAAAGCUUAUUCAAUGCAAAUUUUAAACAUAACUAUAAUUUUAAUGGUUCAUUGUAUAAAUGUUUAAAUGACUUAAAAAUGGACAAAGAUGAACAAUUAUUAAAAGCUGCCUUAGAGAAGCAAUUGAUCUGUCAGCAUUACUCUGGUUGUUCUGGUGCUUUAAGAAAGGAAACUAUAUUUGACAAAAAGAGUACACAUUUAUAUUUACCCUAUUUUCCUUAUUUACACCCAAACCAAAUGACUUGGACAGUUUAUCCUGUUUUUUAUCCGAAUCGUCUCGCAACAUACCGUCUGGCAACAUACCGUCUGGCAACAUACCAUUCUCUGUUGGAUUCUGUGUAUUUCUCAACGUUGUCACUGCACGGCUUUGGCUACUCUGGGCACGAUCGUGUCACGUGUAGCGGCUGCAACAGCUCAGUUGAGUUGUCAGAUUUUAACUCCAAGCCUUCCAACGCAAGAUACCAUAGAAACAGCGGCUGCAUCUUCAUCGAACAAGAAGAUAACGACAACAAUUCCUAUAGAUACUCACAGGCCUCAAUCGAAGACGAUGUCUCAACGUAUGAUCAACAGAGACCUGGGAUAUAUGAAGUCACGCCUGUUUCCGUCAACUCCGAAGAAAAUGCUAGCAAUUCGUUUAAAAAGGAAGUAACAGCUAGACAUGCUGAUUCAGAAGGAAGACAUCAUGGAACACAUUCAAGUGAGCAAGUAGCAGCAUCAAAUCAUAUUCACUUAGCAUCAGAUACUGAAGCACGAGCAGCAACAUUGAAUACAUUACCAGAACAUUGGCACACUCAUGGCAUGGUAGGAGCGACUUCUUCAAAUAACUGUUUAACAUUGCGUGAAUGUGAGGGCUAUGAUGUUGCAGACUCCUCACAAAACGAAGGUAAUGUCACCAGAAGAGGCACAUACUAUGAAAGUUCUGAUCCUCAAUGUUUAAACAAUAUUAAUCAGAGGAGAAAUUUAAAUCUCAGAGCCAACAGAGUGGUCAACUAUAGUAACGAGGUUACAACGAACUUAGAACACCAAAUGGACAUUUUAGCUGAAAGGAAUAACUAUAGACUUUACAAUUAUAGUUUAGCAUCAGAACGUGAAAGAAGCUUUACAGACUUGGGCAUCACCCGUGUGAGACGAUUGGCGCCAGAAUGGGCUGAAAAGGGACUGUUUUGUGCAGGCAAGAAGGAGAGGACAGUUCACUGCUAUUAUUGUAGAUGGUCAAGGUGCUGGGAUAAUUGUAAUUCUGAGGUGAUGCAACGCUUGACAGACCACUCCUGUCAUUGUGAUGUGCCGGCUCUUUCAACAACAAAAAAGCAUAAAGAUGUUAUUAAACAUAAAAAGACAUAAUUUAUUUAAUUUUUGAAACAAA
This is a messenger RNA of Biomphalaria glabrata, 1501 nucleotides long. RefSeq lists its product as uncharacterized. Bases 28 to 1479 code for a protein of 483 amino acids. The transcript has 8 exons. The record is from RefSeq and is a predicted model, not a curated record. Lineage: Eukaryota; Metazoa; Mollusca; Gastropoda; Planorbidae.